AUGGGCACGCCCCAGGUCCAGCAGACGGAGCGAAUCAUCUUGCCGGGCAAGCCUGGGGAGAACGACGAGAUCUUUCACAUUACCCGGGGUAAGAUCCCUGCAGAGCUAAAGCCUCUUCUGAGCCAGCCUUUCACCGAGGAGGAGAAGGAGAGGAUCUACAGCCAGGUCGGGCUCACCCGGGCCGAACAUGUGCCGGAGUCUGCCCGCCCGAAGGCGCUGUGGAUUUUUGGCCCUCCGGCUGCGGGAAAGAGCACGCUGGCUGCGGAGGCGGCUGCAGAGCGCUUCGGCCAGGCAAUGAAUGCCGUGAGUGUCGAUGGCAAUGAGAUCCGGGACGCUCACGACGGCUUCCGUCGCGUCGCAGAACACGGCUUCGAUCACCAUGUGCUCCAUAAAGAUGCCUGGGAUGCGCUGAAGGCCACUGCAAACCUUCCCCCAUCAGAGCCACAACAGUGA
This is a messenger RNA of Symbiodinium sp. CCMP2592, 453 nucleotides long. The record is from the annotation of a GenBank genome assembly. NCBI's taxonomy places the organism in Eukaryota, Dinophyceae, Suessiales, Symbiodiniaceae.